Dicentrarchus labrax (European seabass) is the source of this 4905-nucleotide messenger RNA. RefSeq names its product ADP-ribosylation factor GTPase activating protein 1 (gene arfgap1). Gene Ontology annotation, molecular function: GTPase activator activity. The record is from RefSeq and is a predicted model, not a curated record. The transcript has 14 exons. NCBI's taxonomy places the organism in Eukaryota, Metazoa, Chordata, Actinopteri, Moronidae. Gene Ontology annotation, biological process: regulation of ARF protein signal transduction; regulation of endocytosis. The coding region runs from base 227 to 1504 and encodes 425 amino acids. Gene Ontology annotation, cellular component: Golgi membrane.
ACGUAUGCAAACAGGAACAUGGCUACCGGUGUAUAACAUCAGCAGUCCGUCGUUACAGUUCACUUCUGUUGGCCUGACACAGUCUGAGACAUUACAACCCUCGCUGUGCCUCCGCCACGGAAGAAAAGCCCUUCGUAGAGUUUAUCGGCGGAGCCAGCAGACCCUCUGAGACCAGCGUCCUCGUUGUCCAUCAAUCACAGACAGUUCUCUUUCAGUGUGGGUCAAGAUGGCGAGUCCAAGGACCAGACGAGUUCUGAAGGAAGUGAGAACUCAAGAUGAGAACAAUCUUUGUUUUGAGUGUGGGGCUUUUAAUCCUCAAUGGGUUAGUGUGACCUACGGGAUCUGGAUUUGCCUUGAGUGCUCUGGAAAGCACAGGGGCCUGGGAGUACAUCUCAGUUUUGUGCGCUCUGUCACCAUGGACAAGUGGAAAGAUAUUGAGCUUGAGAAGAUGAAAGCGGGAGGAAAUGGAAAAUUCCGCCUGUUUCUUGAGCUCCAAGAUGAUUAUGAUCCCACCUGGACUUUGCAGGAGAAAUACAACAGCAAAGCUGCUGCGCUUUUCAGAGACAAGGUGGCCACUUUAGCAGAGGGUAAGGAAUGGUCCAUUGAGACAUCACCUGCCAGAAACUGGACAUCCCCUCAACCCAAGACCAGCCUUUCAUCCUCUCAUCGCUCUGGAGGACCUGGACAAAACUCAGCUAAACCUAACGACAAAGCUUUUGAAGACUGGUUGAGUGACGACGUUAACUCAUAUCAGAGUGGUGGGGGUUACAGUGGGAAUCAGGAGAAUCGGUAUGUUGGCUUUGGCAACACGGUGACCCCAGAGAAGAAAGAGGAUGACUUCAUCAACAAUGCCAUGUCUUCUAUUUAUUCAGGUUGGAGCAGUUUUACUGUUGGAGCCAGCAAGUUUGCUACUAUCGCUAAAGAUAAUACAUCUAAACUGGCAAACCAAGCAACCUUAAAGUUAAAGGGCUAUAAAGCGCCCCCAGAACCGGCCACAGAGUUAGGACAGACAUUAAAUGAGAAUGUUAUCAAACCUACCCAAGAAAAGGUGAAAGAUGGCAAAUUGCUAGAUGAAAUGGCAGUAGGCAUGACUGAACUGGCAAGCAAGGUUCAGGGAGCUGGUGCAAAAUUGACUAACCUCUUCACUGGAAAACCAGAAGAUGGGUCUGCUGGAGAGAGCUACCAGAACAUGGAUGCCACUGAGGGAUAUCAGGGCAGUUCUGACCAGCCUGUCUCAAAGGACUUUUGGGAAACCUUUGGCAGCAACAACUCCCUAAAGGCCAAGAAAUCUCCCAGCAGUGACAGCUGGACCAUCCCAGAUAAUUCUGCAAAGAAGAGCUCUGACAGUUGGGACAAUUGGGGCUCCGAAGCAGCGUCCAACAACAAACACAGUACAGAAGAGAGCUGGGAGGCCUGGGACAACAACUGGGAUAACGCAGAUGGUAAGACGAAGAAGAGUCCCACGAAACCUGCCGAGGAAACCUGGGAGAAUGCAAACUGGUAGUGACCUCACAACCAUACAUCUCCUUACCUUUUCCCACUCUGGCCUUUUCCUUUCUGUUUCUCUUUGUUCAUCUCACUGGCACUUUCAGGGAAAGAGCUGCGUCAGCUGACUUCCUGUCAACCCAUUCAAAAUAUAUUUAUUAUAAACCCAAAAAACAAUAAAUGAAGCCCAGUGUUAAACUGAGCAUAUAAUUAUUAACUGAAUAUUCUUAAAAUGUACAACUACAUUAAAUGGCAGUCAUUUAUUUUAUUGUAAAUUACCUUCAUUGAAAGGAAUUAAGACAAACCAGUGUAGAUACGGUCAUAACUUUCCCAGAUAUAAUACUCGUAAUGGUGAAUAAGCCAGUGUUCUUACUGUAUCAUGGGUUUAAUGAUACUGGUUUUCAAUUCACCACAUAAAAAAAAUGAUGCAUGAAAGAGAAAAUCUGACAUUGUAAAUAUAAAUCCUUGUAGAUACAGUAUGAUUGACUAAACACCAAUGACAUUAUUUUCUGUGUUAAAUCAAAUUGAUUUCUUCUGCCCCUUGACCUUUUGCACAUUUCGUAUUAGUAAAAUUGAUUUUGAAAGGCCUUCUUGAUAGAAUAGAGCUCUUUCCAUACUGUAGUCACAACGUGUUAUGUUAAAUUAAAGCAACAAAUAACCACUCUAACAAAUUGGCUAACAUUAAUCAAAGUCUGUAUUGAUAUGUACAUUUGAAGUUAAAUAAUCUAAUGUGUAAUGGGUUAGGGCUAAGUGAUCUUUUAUAGUAUUAUUUGUUUUUGUCUUUUUAUUAAUAUUUUUUGUUUAAAAUGUGCAAAUAGUCAAGGGGUUUGAAAGCAGAGAGCUGCUGAUACAACAUCAUGUUGUCAAGAUUAGAAAAUGAUACAACUGGAUGCUCAAUAAUUGACCCUCUGGUAAAAUGUUUAAGAUGCUUUUGGGAAAAUACAUGUAUUGUUUCACAGUGGUGUCGUGCAGACAGACCAAACUUAGCUUUUUCUCAAAAUGGAUGUAUUUAAUUAAAAUCGAUGAGCUGUUGAAACAAAUUUUGAUUGGUUGAUACAAUAUUGUGUGUUUACUUUUUCCAUCUUCACUGUCUGCUGUUACCUCACAGCUGAAAUGUUGGGUUGAAAAUCAAUAAGUAUGCCAGAAAUUACUUGCAAAAUGAAAUUCAGAAGCAUUAAAUUCUAAAUAAUUACCAUACCUGCCAUUAGUUAUUGAUCUGCUGGGGAAGAAGAAUGGGACUUAUUGGUAUGUUGUUCUAUGUAUUUGUGUUGUUUUUUUUUCUUUUUCUGACGUUGAUGCAGGCUGAUACCAGUUAAACUGAAAUUGCUUCAUCGAUAAUUUCUCAAUUUUAUUUUAAACAAGCAACAUUUGGGAUUUUUAUUAUAUAUAUAUAUAUAUAUAUAUAUAUAUAUAUAUAUAUAUAUAUAUAUAUAUAUAUAUAUACAUACACACAGUUUAUUAGAUAAUUUCAUACAGACAUCACUUAUUUCAGGGUGAUAUACUGUAUACUUUUAUAUUUCAUCUCGUAUGAAGCAACUCUGUGUGAACGGCUCUACACAUCUGUGCUAUUGCACAUUGGUCAUUAUGUAUUGUGAGGAUUUGGUGUCACAGAUAUGUUCUCACUCAUAUUAACAUCUGAAUUGUGGAGUAAUAUUAAUGUGGAUCAUUAUAAGCUGGAUGCUUAGAUGGUCAUAGCUCUCAAACACUUGUUAUUAAUUAAUUGAAUCAACCUUGUGCAUCCCUCAGUCAGAUGAAAUGGCAGCUGCACUCACAUGUAUCAUGAAAAACUCAUUGUUUUAACAAGUAGGAAUGUAGUCAGUGUGAAAUUGGGUAUUUUACAAACCUAAUACAAAGUUUACCUAAAUCUGGUAAUCUUAAAAUUCAAAUAAGCUGUCAAGGUUUCGAACUGGGCCAAUUUUGCAGCACCUGCUCCCACUAUGUGGCCUUUAAUCCCCUAUAACAUAAGGUGUUGCAAUUGUAUCAUACUCUCAAUAAUUUCUUUGUACAUGUUAUAACCUACAGAUGCUCAGUCUUCAUAAACGAUGCAGACCACACCGAUUAAACUCAAUUUAAAUUACACUUGAACCAUUUCCAACUCCAGGUUUGGGUUUGAUUUGUUUACUACAAGAAGAUAAAUGUAAUGACUAAUAUCAGAAAACAUCUUUCAGGCUAGUGUCUGUGAUCAUGAAAUGGCCAGUAGUCCAUUAUUAGCUGCCCACCGAGCAGUGUACCAGUGCAAUAUAGCUGCUGGGUUGUUGUUGUUUGUUAUCACAUUUUUGCUGUACCUCUAUUGGCACUACUCAUUAGGCCUCAUGAUUUGUAAAAAAAAAAACAUUUUUUUAAAACAGCUUUUAACAUGUGAAGGAUAAAUCCUGGCAACUUUAUUCCAUGUCCUACCUCUAAGAAGUCUUCAGUUUACUGCCAAGUUUUCAGUAGUGAACAUGCUUUUGUUUCCUUUCAGCAUUGUUUUGACAUAGACUUUAUUACAGCAGGCUUGGUUUGCUGUGGCUCAUUUUGUUGACAUGUGUUGAAGCAAAGCUACAAAGAUGAGUCUGCAGUGUUCUCAGUGACACUACAAUGGGGUAAAACAAAAAGAUCACUCCUGGAAUAUUUGUGUCACUGAACCUCUGCAGUCAUGUGCUCUCAUGUACCUUAACAGCUGUGAUUGCUUUCUGUUGAUGUCAGUGUGCCUGUGUUUGUCUGAUGCAGUGAGGUGCACGUCAGUAAAUCACCAUCAAAGAUAAUGUCUAAUGAUAUAUUGUCACCCUCAGCUUUCCCUAUAUUUCUGAAGCUUCAUGUCAGUUAUUCUGUUUUUUUGUAUGAAUGGAAGAAGUGCUACGUUAUCUCACAGUCUAAAACAAGGGAAAUAUAUGAACAGUCACCUGUCUGGAAUCUGUAACAACUUAAAGUUCUGAAACACCAUAACUUUGGUGAAUGUCCUGCUGGGGUUAAUGGUACAUUUGAUUCAUGGAUAAACUGCAGAAUGUGUCACUGACUGACUGCAUACAUUAGGUCUUGAGACAUGAUUUUAUUUUAUUUUUUAUAUAUAUAAACCUGAUGUAAUCUGAACCUAAAUCUCAACUUUGAACUUUCCAGAGCAGCAGUUGAGCUCAGUGUCUGUGCCUGUCAAACAUUUGAGAUUGGGUAUGUCCGUGUUUGUUGAUGAAACUAUUAUGUCAGAAAUACUAUUUUUGAUGUCAUGCAUGAGAUGUAACGUGGAGCUAAAAAUAUUCAGCUGUUGUUAAAUUUUUCAAAAGUUGUUUCCUCGGUGAGUUUAAGUGCAGUUGUCUGCUUGCCCCUUCAAGUUUCACCAGCAACCAUCCCAUGAGGUGAGCCAGUGUUACCCACUCAGUUGAGGCUGUGGAUAUUUUUCCUGUACACAUGGUUUCUGUGCUCAAUAAAAAUGUACUGUGCCGUGAA